CCCCCAGAGAGACAGCCGCUGCGAAGCAGAGGACAGCUCACAGCUUCACAUCAGAGGAUUAACAGAAACAGCAGCUCUCUGUUUCUCUACGAAUUAAAAGCUGUUUAAGAUGUUUUUUUCCGCCGUGUUAACGCUGCUUGUCGCCGCGUGCUCCCUGCAGGUGCGCUGUUUCCCACGCUGCCAGGAGGGUGACCUAACAGAUGUUGCUGAGGGACGGUGUCCUAUAAGUCUGACCUCCUCCCCCCUGAUAAGGGAAGACAGAGGAUAUUCUGAAAAAAUAACAGUCCAGGUUUGGAAAAACACUAAAGACUUUCAUCAGCUUGAAAUACACAGAGGACAUACACCACCUAAGCUUAUAAGAAAAUGCAAACAGAAAACAAAGAUGGAAUUCAGCAUAAAUUGUUGUUCGCAUCCAAGAAUCUCUUCACUGCACAAGCUGGAGUUAAAGUUCGAAGCUGAUGCAACAAGGAAUGUUUCAGUGUCCUUCAUCUCAAAAUCUUUAAACUGCAGUGUUUCUUACCUUGUUCCAGAUCCGUGGCCAAACUUCACUCUGUCUGUGAAUAAGUCGUCCAAAAUCAUUUCGGUAGACGUGGAUUCUGGAGAAGUGGUGAAAGUCAGGUUGUGUUAUGAAAAACACGGCCACUGCCACGGCGGAAACCCACAAGCCAUUAAUCGCUCAGCUGUUCUAAGCAUCCCCUACCUGCUGCCCUGUGUGUGCGUAGAGGUGUAUUACAACUACAUAGAUGCUGCAAGACAUAAAAAGUGCCCAUUUGAAAAUCAAAGCCUUAUUGACACCAAGGAUAUUCUGCAGAGCUCUACAGUGCAAGUGUUUACCUCUUACCUGUCAUGGAGCUCAGUGUGUCCAGCCCAGGCACUGGAUGUCUCUGCUGCCCUCUGUUGGAUGAUUCACAACCUUACCUGUAUACCGCUUCCCAACUCCACACUGGAGAGGGAAUAUGGACCAACUCUGAGAUUCAAAACAUCCACAGUGGAUAAACACCCCCAGAUAUGUGUGCAGUUUUAUAUUCAAAAUAACCACAAUAUCUCUUGCCUCUCCCUGGAAGAUAAACCUUCUUGGGAGACACAUGUCACAGCAGGCAUUCAAAGCGUGCGGGUCCAUAUUAUCUCCACUGUGCCUGCAAGGUUUUCAGCUCAACUCUGUGUCCUUACUGAGUCUGGUUGUCUGCCCAGAGGGCCACUCCACAUUGCAACAAUGCCCACUGAUCAGAGGAUAGUUGUACCCAUUCAAGACAUCACCGAGAAACCAUGUAUACAGGUGUGGCAGUCAGAUCCAGCUCUUAUUGGCCGCCGAAUCCUGUGCCCGGACUUCACACGGAAAAGGUGGGGUGUUUGUGCAGGUGGUGUUUUAGUAUUUGCAGUCACCGGCACCUUACUUGGAUUUCUCCUCCAUCGUGCUUUAAAAAGUGGAAUGGCAGGUUUGUUGACCAUUCAGAGGCCACUGCUGAUGGUCUGUUCGUCCAGUCAGUCGGCCCACAUCUCUGCAGCCUGUGCCCUGGCAUCGAUUCUGCAGGAGGAGCUGGGUGCAUCGGUGGACACCACUUUAUGGGCCCAGAGCUCUAAAACCAAGGCUUGGAAUGGCGCUAGCGUGGCAGAUCUCGGUCCACUUCCUUGGUUGUAUGGACAGUGGGAAAAUAUCCUUGAAGAAGAGGGAAAAAUACUGAUCGUUUGGAGUUCUGAAGCUAAAAGGAUGUAUCAGAGAUUAAGAACGAAAAUGGAUAAUAGCCUGAGACCUGAAAAAAUCAGAACAUUAAUGCCUGAUUAUUUAAAACCUAACGGAUGGAAACUUGGAAAAAAUAAAAAAAAUAAAUAUCUGGAAGAUAAAGGAGUUGAAAGUUUAGAGUAUGAUGACUCAGAAAAGGAGCCAUCUGCAGUGAUAGAGCCUGUGUUUGUUGGAGCUCUGGCCGCUUUAGAAGGGGCUCUGCAAGAGGGCAAGUGCAAAGACGUCACCAUUGUCUUCUUCCAGGGCCUCUGCCGCAGCAAGGACAUCCCACAGGCCUUCAGAGGGGUCCCUCACUACUGUUUACCACAAGAAUUCAGCGGAUUCAUUCAGGAGAUGACAGAGAUGAGGGGAAGGACAAAUAGCAGAGAGUCCAGAUGGCGCUGCUGGCCCAGACUCCUGUCUAAAGUUCUGUCUGUAUGGCUGGCUCGCCAGCUCACCCAAAGGCUACAAACAGUUCUACCUGACAAACGGACAGAAAGUGUCUCGUCUACCAAAACAUCAGGUCAGAGCGACUGCAAGUGAAAGCUGUCCUUUGCAGACAGGAGGUCCUGCACAUGUCGCCAUAGGAACAGUAAUGCUUUGAGCUCCAGUUUCAAGUGCCAGACGUUAGUCCUGCAGCGAAACAUGACACUCAAGACUCUGGAAGGUGUCAUGUCACUGGUGAGCCCCCUGAGGCUGCGUGCUGGAACCAGUCGAUGUUUUCCCCAAUUGAUUUGCAUAUUAAGGAGACGAAAACACGGUCCUAUCCAGUGGAUUGCAGCACUCAAAACAGAAGCUGCUUUAUACUAAGCUCUCGUGACAGAAGCCACAGUGAACACCUGCCUUAUCUCUGCAGAUAUCCUGACCAUUAUGAAAAUGGGCUUGCAAAUUAUUACCUCACCGCCUUUGUGUCCCUGCCUAGUGUGUUCGCACGCUGUGACAGUGCAGGUGACAGACAUUUGCGUAGGAUUUUCUAAACACGCGUUCAAAGCUAAAGCAGUCUCAUGAUUUCCUUUAUUAGAGAGCAGCAUGUAAAAAGAUGAAGAUGAAUGUCUUUUUUACAAGUUAACUGGAUGCAAAUGUUAAAUGUUUGUUGUUUGGACCCUGCAAGGUCAACCAUGUUUGCUUUUACCAACUCUGAUUGCGUUGAACACAUACUACCUCUUGUAUUCAAAUUUAAGCCAAGGCAUUGCGUUUACAACACUUUAUUUAGAUAAUUUAUCACCUGGAGUCAUUUGAACAGAAAAAGUUAAAUCCAGUAUUAAGUAUUUAUUUCAGUGUAACUUGGUACCUCAAUCUCAAAGCAUUAGAGCCAAAAAGCAUGACAGGUAUUUCCCCAUGUCUUCCCCACUUGUACUUCACAGACCCAUUAAAGGUCAACCGUAAACUAUAUGCAAAACAACUUUAAACUGUUAACUUACACCUCAGCAGGAUCUCCACACAAAUAUGAUUGCCACUUUAGAAAGAUGUUUGUACAGUUCUUGUUUGUUCUUGCUGCUUCUGUAAACAGUGUUUAAGGUGAGCCAAGCACUGUUGACAUUAUAAACCUGUGAAUACAAGAUAAUAAAAUGCUUACA
This is a messenger RNA of Cyprinodon variegatus (sheepshead minnow), 3297 nucleotides long. RefSeq names its product interleukin 17 receptor E (gene il17re). The transcript has 17 exons. Gene Ontology annotation, molecular function: interleukin-17 receptor activity. The record is from RefSeq and is a predicted model, not a curated record. Lineage: Eukaryota; Metazoa; Chordata; Actinopteri; Cyprinodontiformes; Cyprinodontidae. Bases 110 to 2263 code for a protein of 717 amino acids.